This is a messenger RNA of Ambispora leptoticha, 1029 nucleotides long. The record is from the annotation of a GenBank genome assembly. Lineage: Eukaryota; Fungi; Glomeromycota; Glomeromycetes; Archaeosporales; Ambisporaceae.
AUGUCGCGUCUUGGACAAAGAUUUACUGGGUUAAUUCGAAAAAUCAACAAACCAAUGUCUAUCGAAGAUAUCCGAAAAGCCUUGGCACUCUCGGUAGAAGAUAUUACAGAUCCAACUGAGAAAGCAAGAGCACGUAGGGAACUUGAAGAGUACGAUAGAACGAUCGCCUUGGCAAUGCAAGAAGACGAAGAAGAACAGGCAUUAUAUGGUUGGCCGCGUCCUGUUCCCUUACAAAAAAAUUUCGAUUUCGAUAAUAAGCAACAAAAAUCUAUCCCCGCCUCUUCCUCGGUACAAAAUAAUGGUAGUGGUUUAGAAGGUUCCUCCAGCUUUUUAGCCGACAGGAAGGAGAUGGAGCGGGAAAGGCUUGAACGUGCACAGAAGCGACGCGCUAAUAAUCCUUUGGCUUAUACGGCUGACAAAAAAACUAAAAUCGAGAAUGGGCGAAUCGUUCAAGUUUCAGAUAAUGCUUUAAAGUAUGCAAAUGGUGCCUUGAAGUUGACUUAUAUACCUAAUUUCCGAGGAGACUAUGUUAAAUUUGAAGAUCUUAUUGAAAAGUCUAAAGUUAAACGAGCUUUUCUAUCGUGCUUUGUUGUGAGUCUUGAUUGGGUGCAACAGAAUUUUCCAAGUCAAGCAAGGAUAGUAUUGGCGAAACAACGCGAUUAUAGCGCACAAAAGCCUGGCGUAUAUACAACCAUAUUCGACAACAUCGUACUUGUGAAUCCACCAAUGCUUAAUUCAGAGUUUGGAUGUUUUCACGCGAAAAUCAUGUUACUUUACUACGACAACUGGAUGCGAGUUGUGAUAACAUCUGCGAAUUUAAUCCCAAUGGAUUGGGAACAGAUGGAAAACGUUGUUUUCGUUCAAGAUUUUCCACUCCUUGAAACGCCUGCGUCCGAUAUUUCUCAGCAGCCCGAAUUCGCGCAAGACCUAUCAGCGUUUGUAUUGGCGAUGCGUGUGAAAGAUUCGCAGGAUAAAGUGUUGAUUCAGGUUACGGAUAAGCUUUGCCAUUAUGAUUUUAGCAAAGCAAAG